UCCCUCCAAAAGAACAAACGCAGCGAAGAAAUGAAAGAAACCGUCCCGCUUUUUCCGCCCAUGGAAGAACAUAACUAGCGUAAAGUAGAUCUUGAUUCGCUCACUCGUCUUAAAGCUCCGGCCAUCUUCAUGUUUAAUUUUCGGAGAAGUUCUUUCCAAAUCGUUUUCCUAUGGGUUGUUCACAAUCCAAGAUCGAAAAUGAGGAAGUGGUUUCCCGAUGUAAGGAUCGGAAGAUGUUCAUGAAAGACGCCGUCACCGCCCGGAAUUCCUUCGCGGCGGCGCAUUCUUCCUACGCCAUGUCGUUGAAGAACAUUGGCGCUGUUUUGAGCGAUUACGCUCAUGGAGAGAGCCCGCCGGCUCCGUCGUCUCUCCCUGGUGCCGCCGUUGCUCAAUCGGCUGCUGCGGCGUCGUCGUCGUACUAUAGUUUGCCUCCGCCGCCGCCUCCGCUUCCUGGUUCUCCAGGUAUGCCGCUUCAACCAGCUACGAGUAUGUUUGAAAUGAAGGCCUCGAAGGUUGAGUCGAAGCGUGUGGAGACGGUUAUUGAGGAGGUGGAUGAGAAUGAUUUUGAGAUUCAAUGCGCCGUUGGUCCAUUGCGUAGGAGGAGAAGCAAUAUAGACGGUGGUGGGCGUGGCGGUAGAACUGGCCAUGGGGAGCUUGUGGAAGAAGAAAACAGUCCGCCUCCGCGAUUGCCGCCUUCACCGAAUCGGCCUCCGCCUCCGACCGAAAACCGCCGCAUUUACGAGCCGUCGCCUCAGGAUUCGACCUACGAUUAUCUGUUUUCGGUUGAAAAUAUGCCGGCUCCGACGUUGAGCGGCAUUGAGGAUUUUGAUAAUAAUAUGGAGGCGGUGGAGCAGAGAGCGGCGAUGGGGGAGAAAUCUGGUGAAGAGCCGCCGUCUUCUUCGGCGGAAAAGACGUCGAAGAAGACGAAGCAAGUAGGUUUUCCAGGUCCAAGCGAGGGAAAAAGGAUUGUUAAAGGGAAUAUCAAUCUGCUACAGAUCUUCAUGGAGCUUGAUGAUCAUUUUCUUAAAGCCUCUGAAAGUGCUCAUGAGGUUUCGAAGAUGCUCGAGGCCACUCGGCUUCAUUUCCACUCAAACUUUGCCGAUAAUCGAGGACAUAUAGAUCAUUCUGCUAGAGUGAUGCGUGUUAUCACAUGGAACAGAUCAUUUAGAGGAUUGCCAAAUAACGAUGAAUUGAAUGAUGAUUUUGACAAAGAGGAGAAUGAAACUCAUGCCACUGUAUUGGAUAAACUGCUUGCCUGGGAGAAGAAACUAUUCGAGGAAGUGAAGGCAGGUGAAGUUAUGAAGUUGGAGUACCAAAAGAAGGUUGCUGCUCUGAACAAGCUGAAGGAAAAGGGCACCAAUUUUGAAGCAAUCGAGAAAGCCAAGGCCACUGUCAGCCAUUUGCACACCAGAUACAUUGUGGACAUGCAAUCCAUGGAUUCCACCGUCUCUGAGAUCAACCGCAUUCGAGAUGAACAAUUGUAUCCCAAACUUGUUCAGCUUGUCAAUGGAAUGGUCAAUAUGUGGGAAACCAUGCAUUUUCACCAUGGAAACCAAUUGAAGGUUGUGGGUGCUCUGAAAAUGCUGGAUAUCUCUCAGUCGCCAAAGGAAACAAGCGACCACCACCAUGAGCGCACGGUGCAGCUUUGGGCUGUGGUGCAGGACUGGCAUUCUCAAUUGGAGAAGCUUGUAAGCCGUCAAAAAGAUUACAUUAAGGCUCUAUCAAAUUGGUUGAAAUUGAAUCUGAUCCCUACUGAAAGCAGCUUAAAGGAGAAGGUUUGUUCUCCUCCAAGGGUCCGCAGCCCACCAAUUCAUGGGCUCCUCCAUGUUUGGCAGGAGCAGCUGGAGAAGCUUCCUGACGAGAUCCUAAGAAACGCCAUAUUCACUUUUGCAACGGUGAUCAACACAAUUAUGCAAAGCCAGGACGAAGAGAUGAAGAUGAAGGUAAAAUGUGAGGAGACAGAGAAGGAGCUUGCCCGGAAGACCAAGCAAUUCAAGGACUGGCAGAAGAAGUAUGUGCAGCGGAAGGUGCCGAGUCCCGGUGAGGAAAACCCAGAAGAAAUUGGUGAUAAUGAUGCCAUUGCAGAGCGGCAAGCGGCGGUGGAGGCUGUAGAGAAGAGACUGGAGGAGCAACGGGAAGAGUACCAAAAGCUAUGCGUCCAUGUGAGGGAAAAGUCCUUGGGGAACCUAAAAAACCAGCUGCCAGAGCUUUUCAGAGCAUUGUUUGAGUUCUCUCAUGCAUGUUCACGAAUUUAUAGGCACUUGAAAUCAAUAUCGCAGCCAUUGCCCAACGGCACAAGGAGUUCAAACAUGAACAUGAACACAGGGGAAGCAAGAUAAAGGUGUUUCUCUUGAUUCUUCUUGCUUGUUUAUUUUAAAAAACAUCACAACAUAUUUCAGCUAUAUAUAUAUAUACAAUACAUGCA
Cucurbita pepo subsp. pepo (vegetable marrow) is the source of this 2425-nucleotide messenger RNA. The record is from RefSeq and is a predicted model, not a curated record. NCBI's taxonomy places the organism in Eukaryota, Viridiplantae, Streptophyta, Magnoliopsida, Cucurbitales, Cucurbitaceae.